Messenger RNA from Amoebophrya sp. A120, 455 nucleotides. Lineage: Eukaryota; Dinophyceae; Syndiniales; Amoebophryaceae. The record is from the annotation of a GenBank genome assembly.
AUGAACGCGGAAGGAGAUGAUCUUCACGAUGUUCUUAUCCUGAGUAAAAACGUACCCACACCAGAGUCAGGAUGGGGAUUUUGCAACACAAACCUAGGAGUUUUAGGAGUCACGCAUGACAAGUUUCAGUCCGUAAGGUAGUGCAAGUUAGCAAGGAAAGCCGCAUCACAAAUCGACCUUCUGAUCCUGUUUACAGCAUUACAAGUUCCCAAACACGAUUGAAAAUACCUGUCAUGGGGUUGCGCAUCACAAAUGUUCCUGUCAUGGCAAAUCUGCAUGACAACUCUGGGGUGGGGACGUUUUUACACAGGAUAGUUCUCUAUGCGGACGCUACGGCGCCAGCAUUCAGCUGGCCUGGCGCUGAGGUCUCUAGUACUGCUGCUGUUGUUGGUCCACACGGGGGUGCAGCAGGUGGUCCUUAUUUCGCAGCGCCAGAAGCUGAGGGCCACGACGGC